This is a messenger RNA of Cylas formicarius (sweet potato weevil), 1757 nucleotides long. RefSeq lists its product as uncharacterized. The record is from RefSeq and is a predicted model, not a curated record. Gene Ontology annotation, cellular component: membrane. Gene Ontology annotation, biological process: cell surface receptor signaling pathway; G protein-coupled receptor signaling pathway. Gene Ontology annotation, molecular function: G protein-coupled receptor activity. The transcript is spliced from 5 exons. The coding region runs from base 73 to 1452 and encodes 459 amino acids. NCBI's taxonomy places the organism in Eukaryota, Metazoa, Arthropoda, Insecta, Coleoptera, Brentidae.
UAUCCAGAUCCUGGCCGAAUGAGAGAGCCAGCAUCCUAAUGUAGCAUUUUUUCGUUUUAAUUUUUUUUGAUAAUGUUAGUGCUGUAUUUAAUUGGUGCUUGUUAUUAUAUUUUCCCGCCUACGGUUGGUCUCAACGACAAAAACCAUACCGCAAAAUUAUCGGACGAUGAUUAUUAUGUGAACUACGACUACGAUUUAAGCAAUAAUUCUGCAGAUAAGGAAUCCAAAUCGGAUUCUCUGAUCCUUCCCAAUCCGGAAGUUAUGGAUUUGAAGUAUGCGGUAGAUGUGCUUCCCAAUGUAGAGUUGCCAGACGAUUCUUUGGCCGACUCGGACUUGAAAGACCACAACUGCAUAGACAAUAUCAUGUACGUCUACUACGGGGGAAACGGUCGGAACUCCAAGAGCUACGGCACCGGAAUAAUAAUCAUAGGAUCAGUGAUGAGCUGCGCCGCUCAACUGUUGACUCUGUUUUGCGUCUUGCUCAAGAAAUAUUACAAGGGCAGGAAGAUCAGCAUGAUGCUCAUAGCUGUUCACAUUUUUCUUACCAUGUUUUUGUCGAAUUUCAUAUUUAUGUUGGGAGUUUACUCCACCAAAAAUACGGAAAACUGUUUGCUCAUAGCGAUUUUAAUAAAUAUAUUUCACCACCACACGGCGAUAUGGAUAUUUUUGUACUGCCUCUAUAUUUACAAAAAGUUUUGCCGCACCUGGGUCUCGUUGUUGUUUAGAAACAUAAACAUGUAUACGUUGGUGACGCACAUGUUACCGCCAAUAAUUACUUUGACCACAUAUUACGCAAUACCAAAAAGCUUCGAAACCAAGAAGUACUGUUUCAAGUCGUUCCAUAGGGGAAUGAUAUUAAAUUUUCUAGCACCGAUUUGCGUUUUACUAAUACUGACCACUAUUUACGCUAUAAGCGCGAUGAUCAAAAUCGAAAACCUGGAAUUGUCCAAGUUGGAUUGCCAUUAUCAGGGCGAGUCCCUUCAUAUUUUCAAGUCCGAUGUCGAGGGUCUGAAACAAAAGAGAGACGAGAGUAUCGGUUACAUAGAUGAUGAGUUAUGCAGUUUGAGGGCGACCAGAAACUGUUUAAAGUCGAUCUGUGUCAUACAGUUGAUAUUUACUAUGAACUGGUUCGCUACGCCGAUCGCUUUGGAGGCCAGCCACAGCAGCACAGAGUUGCCGUUUCUGCAAGCGAUCACUGCUGUGUUGCUGAACUGGUACGUAUUUUUCAAAAGGAAAUGUCUGCUUCCCACAUUGGAUUACACCAUGGAAGAAGAGUCGGAGAAGAACGACGAAGAAGUACUAUCAUCUACGACGGAGAUUCUAAGUAUUUCUUCGUCGGAUAAUAUCCCACUUCUGAAUUCCGAAAACGCCACUGAACUGAAAGAGUUCUGCAGUAUAACUGACGGCAAGGAAUGUGCGAGCGACUAUAACAUUUCCACCAUUAGUACCUAAGUUAUACUGCGUGAUCGAAAUUUUCGCAAUAUUCUAAAGCAUCAAUCAAUAUAAUAAAUAUGUACGUAUACUCGACGUCUUAGUAUUUUUAAGUCAAGUUUGGCGUUCCAGGCGGAAACCUUUUCAAACCGUAUAAACCACAAAAUAUGCACAAAUUAAAAAUGUCGUUUUAAUAAUACUAUACAUCUUAUUAAAGAAAAAUUGUGUAAAUAAUGUAUUUAAGAGUUAGGACAUCGGCCUAUAUCAGUAUUAUUAUAAUAGUUAUUAUCUCGCAUUGUUAAAGAUAUACUCCCCCAAAGUUGUUU